Messenger RNA from Drosophila albomicans, 2556 nucleotides. It is a transcript of the gene Cds, whose product is annotated as phosphatidate cytidylyltransferase, photoreceptor-specific. Gene Ontology annotation, cellular component: endoplasmic reticulum membrane. Bases 163 to 1554 code for a protein of 463 amino acids. The record is from RefSeq and is a predicted model, not a curated record. Gene Ontology annotation, molecular function: phosphatidate cytidylyltransferase activity. The transcript has 7 exons. Lineage: Eukaryota; Metazoa; Arthropoda; Insecta; Diptera; Drosophilidae.
GCUUCAUGUGUGUGUAUUGUUGUGUUGAAGCGAAAAGCGGACGUUUUAUUUUUUAAGUGCUUGUUUUUGUGCAGCACGACACCUACUGCGCUAAAUCUGUUAAUUUGAAAAAACAUAUUAAAAUCAUUUGAAGAAUUUAUUCAAAACACACACAAUACAAACAUGGCAGAGGUGCGACGUAGGAAGACGGACAACGAGGCUGACGAUGCUGCUGCUGCUGUUGCCGCGAGUAGUGCAGCUGAUUCUUCGGAUCAUGUUGAUUCGGAGGAGGAGAAAAUACCUGAGGAGAAAUUCGUUGAGGAGUUGGCUAAGAAUUUGCCCCAAGGUACAGAUAAAACACCAGAACUUUUGGAUUCUGCUCUGAAGGAUUUGCCCGAUCGAUGGAAAAAUUGGGUCAUACGCGGUAUAUUCACAUGGAUUAUGAUCUGUGGAUUCGCAUUAAUCAUCUAUGGUGGACCAUUGGCCUUGAUGAUUACGACGCUGUUGGUGCAAGUGAAGUGCUUUCAGGAAAUUAUCUCAAUUGGUUAUCAAGUGUAUCGUAUACACGGUUUGCCCUGGUUUCGUAGUCUCUCCUGGUAUUUCUUGCUCACUUCCAACUAUUUCUUCUAUGGCGAAAAUCUAGUCGAUUACUUUGGGGUCGUAAUCAAUCGUGUGGAAUAUCUUAAGUUCUUGGUGACCUAUCACCGCUUCCUCUCAUUUGCCCUGUAUAUCGUUGGCUUCGUUUGGUUCGUGCUCUCGCUGGUCAAGAAAUACUAUAUCAAACAGUUCAGCCUAUUCGCCUGGACGCACGUCUCGCUGCUGAUUGUCGUCACACAGAGCUAUCUAAUUAUACAGAACAUAUUCGAGGGACUUAUUUGGUUUAUAGUGCCCGUAUCGAUGAUUGUUUGCAAUGAUGUCAUGGCGUAUGUGUUUGGUUUCUUCUUUGGACGCACACCCCUCAUAAAGCUCAGCCCGAAGAAGACGUGGGAGGGCUUUAUUGGUGGUGGUUUUGCCACGGUACUAUUUGGCAUAUUAUUCUCAUACGUCUUGUGCAAUUACCAAUAUUUCAUCUGUCCCAUACAAUAUUCGGAGGAACUGGGUCGCAUGACCAUGUCCUGUGUUCCCAGCUAUCUGUUUACGCCACAGGAAUACAGUCUUAAAUUGGUGAGCCUUUCUAUGCACUGCAAUUAUGCACAAUUUAGUAAUAAUCUAAUCAAAUUGAAAUUGCAGUUUGGCAUUGGAAAAACCUUGAACAUUUAUCCAUUCAUUUGGCACUCCAUUUCGUUGAGUCUGUUCAGUUCAAUAAUUGGACCUUUCGGCGGCUUCUUUGCGUCCGGAUUUAAGCGUGCUUUCAAGAUCAAGGACUUUGGCGAUAUGAUUCCUGGACAUGGCGGUAUCAUGGAUCGCUUCGACUGUCAGUUCCUCAUGGCCACGUUCGUGAAUGUUUACAUUUCGAGUUUUAUUAGAACUCCUUCACCAGCUAAACUCUUGACACAGAUUUAUAAUCUUAAACCGGAUCAACAAUACCAAAUCUAUCAGUCCUUGAAGGAUUCUCUGGGCGAUAUGCUAAACUAAAUAUUUCGACAACAACAAUUGUUUGCUUUAGUCGUACGUCUAUAUAAAUAUUCAUUAUAAAAAUGGAAGAUUCUAUAUAUACAUAUAUAUAUGAUGAUCGGUAUAAGAAAAUGCAGCAAAAACCUCUCGAAUGCUGUUAGUCUCCUUAAAAAAAAAGCGAUUCGUUUGAAUCCAAUCAAAACACGCGCGGAUAGUUUUAAUUUUGAGCAUAAUUUUUGUUAUGUUUUUAGUUAUAGUUUAGAAUUUUGUUGUUGUUACAAUUUUAAGUUAUUUCAGUUACGAUUAUUAUUAUGAUUAUUAUAAUUAUGAUCAAUAUGGCAUUAUAUAGUGCAAUUGUAAUCCGCUUAUCGGAGAUUUGCUAUUAAGCGAUUCCAUUAAUUUUAAUGACAUGCGAUUGCGUUAUGAGAUUGACUUUUUACCAAAUCGAAUUAAACACUGGAAAAAUGAAAGCAAACCAAAUGCGAACAAAAACAAAAAAAAAAAUCCAAACAACCAGUUAAACGAUCCUAUAAAUUUGAUGUUUUGUGUGUCUCCAUAUGUACUAUGUGUGAAAUUACAUCCAUGCACGAGUCUGUAUAAAACUACUUAUGCAUAUAUGUAUGUGUACUAUUUUACCAACUAUUAGUUUAGAAAAGGGAAGAAGAAUGUCCUUCAAUCGAGGCAAAUUUAGUUUAGUUUGUGAAAUGUUCCCUAGUUAAUGUCUAACUUGUAGUAUAAAAGUUGGAUGCGCAUUUUGUUGUAUCUAAUCAAUACGUAAUAUCGAUUAUCAAAUGAUUUCGUAUUUUACCAGUUCAUGUCUAGUGCAAUAUACAUAAUACCAUUUAAAACAUUGUUUUUUAUUUCAAUACGUGAUUUUUUUUUAAAUUCUUAAUUUAUUGAAUUGUAUAAUCUUAGCAUUUAUAUAUGUUUUGGUUAAUGAUAUAUGGUUAACAAGAAAGAAAAAAAAAACAAUUUCUUACACUUACUCAAUUGAAUUCAGAUCCAGCAAACUGUUUAAUAUAU